This is a messenger RNA of Podospora anserina S mat+, 1149 nucleotides long. RefSeq lists its product as uncharacterized. The record is from RefSeq and is a predicted model, not a curated record. Bases 1 to 1149 code for a protein of 382 amino acids. The transcript has 2 exons. Lineage: Eukaryota; Fungi; Ascomycota; Sordariomycetes; Sordariales; Podosporaceae.
AUGGGAGUAUCGACCUUGGAAGCCGAUUCCACACGCGCAGAAAAGAUUGGAGCUGUGAUAUUCCCCCCGCAAGCAGUCAAAUACUACAAUCCAGUUGUGUUCGUGCACGGUGAUCACAGAACUGGAGACAUUUGGGGGUGGAAAGCUGAUGGCGAGCCUGGAUGGGCCUUCCACUUCUGCGCGGCCAGAUUUUUCACUUUUGUACUCUAUCGCCCUUUCCAUGGCUGCGGCCACCCAGAGCAACCAGCUGGCCAUGAAUCUUUUGGAUGCGUCACCAAAACCCUGUCUAAAGACGAGCUUCAGAGAUACUACACAGCUCCCCGGAGCCAAUCACACGAAGUAUAUUGGCCGUCUGUACAGUCCCACUGCAUGGUGGACGGGGUAUGUAUCUUCUCAGGUCCCAGGGAGCCCAAUACCGGUCCAUCAAAGCUGACCAACAAUAUGCUCACAGACUGGCGAACCAGGAGACCGAUAUUUGAAAGGACCUACGCGCGUAUGGUACCGGAGUAUCUUGACCCACAGGAGCACCCGGCAAUCCUAGUUGGUCAUGGGAGCGGUGCAACAAUCUCAUGGCUAGCAGCUGAUCAGGCACCUCAUCUGGUUGCUACCAUAGUUGCUAUCGAGCCAACCGGUCCACCAUUCACCAAUGGAUGGGUUAACGAUGGUGGAAAGCAAAUAUUCAAGCCGCGUUUUCCGGUUCCCCAGAGCCUCCCCUUCCCAUGCAUUCGACCAUACGGGCUAUCCGACAUCCCUAUGGGCUUUGUCCCUCCGCCUCUCUUUCCCAGUAGCUUUGAAGAGCUUCUUCAGGACGUUGCAUAUAUCGAUGAAGUUCCCAAACAUGAAAGAUUCCAGCCGAUACCAUUUGUCAGGUCGGUAGACUCACUCACGAGAACCGAGUGCUACCUCCAGGGCGAAGCAAACGGCCCAGUUCGCAAGUUACCAAACCUCAAAGAUAUUCCACAAUGCGUGGUCACAGCUGGUUCAAGUUUCCAUACUGAAUAUGACUAUGCCACCGUUGCUUUUCUUCGUCAGGCUGGCAUGCCUGUCUCGCACCUCAAGUUCCCUGAAGACUUUGGGCUCUAUGGCAAUGGUCAUCUGCUCAUGCUGGAACACAACGGCUUGGGCAUUGCAAACUGGCUAAUCAAAUAG